GACAAGCGAGCUGCUGUCUGGAGCUCCAGGUCAACCCAGUGGCCCUCGGCAGGGAAUCCAUGCUGUUCAGGCAGGCCCAGCGCCCGCUGGGCUGGGGGCUCCAGCGAUCCCAGGCCUGGGGGUCCCGGAGAAACAUCCAGCAGAGGAGCUCGCCCCAGCAGGCUGACAUUCCCUUUGCCAGAGCCCGCAUUGGCACGUUCUUCCAGGGGCAGCCCCGCCUCGGUAACCAGUACCUGGAGGACGCUUUGCUGAGGGGCUAUCUGAAGAGGCAGCUGCCCACCCAGGUGUUUGCAGCAGUGAACCAGGACCUGCAGAGGUUUGGAGCCCGCGUGUCAGAUGAGAUCCUCUCCCUGGGGCAAGAAUGUGAAACAAAGCCCCCCAGACUGAAGCCGUUUGACGGGUGGGGUCAGCGCGUGGACCUCGUCCUCACCUGCUCUGCUUGGAAGAAGCUGAAAGAGAUUUCGGCUGAGGAGGGGUUAAUCGCCAUAGGCUACGAGAGGAAAUACUUCGGCUGGAGCCGCGUGUACCAGAUGGCCAAGCUGUUCCUGUUCUCCCCCUCUUCUGGAAUGUUCCUUUGCCCCCUGGCCAUGGCUGAUGGUGCUGCUAAGGUCCUGGAGGUGAUGAAGCCCUCAGGGGCAGCCGGGGAAGCUUUCGGUCAUCUGACUUCACGAGACCCAAAGCACUUCUGGACCUCUGGCCAGUGGAUGACCGAACGGAAGGGAGGCUCUGACGUGGCCCACGGCACCGAGACGGUGGCCCUCAAGCAGGAAGAUGGCACGUACAAACUCUUCGGACUGAAGUGGUUCACAUCAUCGACAGACGCUGACAUGACGUUGGCCCUUGCCCGGAUCAGGGACGCCCAAGGAUCCGUCACCAAGGGGACCCAGGGGCUGUCCCUCUUCUUCCUGAAGUCACAAGACGAGCAGGGACGGCCGAACAGCCUGGAGGUGCAACGUCUGAAAGAAAAGCUGGGCACCCACCAGCUGGCCACUGCUGAAGUGCUGCUGGACGGGGCCCGGGCACACCUGAUCUCCCAGGAGGGCCGGGGAGUGGCCACCAUCGCUGACAUGCUGACCGUCACCCGGAUAUACAAUGCCAUAUGUGCCGUGGGCUUCAUGAGGAGGGUGGUCACCAUGGCCCGAGAGUAUGCCACCCAGAGGUUUGCGUUUGGAAAGUUCAUCAAAGACCACCCACUGCACACCCAGACACUGGCCCGGAUGGAGGUGCAGACUCGGGGUGGUUUCCUCCUGGUUAUGGAGGUGGGCAGGUUGCUCGGCCUGGAGGAGACCAACUUGGCCAGCGCCCGAGACUCUCACCUCCUCCGACUGCUGAACUCCGUGACCAAGCUCUAUACUGCAAAGCAGGCAAUGGCCGUUGUCUCUGAGGGGCUGGAAUGCUUCGGCGGGCAGGGCUACAUGGAGGACACAGGCUUGGCGGGCAUUCUUCGGGACACACAGGUGCUGACCAUCUGGGAGGGAACCACCAACGUCCUUGCCUUAGAUGCCCUGUAUGUCCUGGCCAAGAGCCAAGGACAGGUGAUACAGGCCUUCUCAGCAUCUGUCCAGGAGAAGGUGGCCUCUGCUACCAACCACUCAGAGCUGGCUCCUUCCAUCCAGCGCCUGCAGGAUGCCCUCAGGAGGCUGACUUGCCAGGUGGAGAGACUCCUAGGGCAGGGCAGCCCCUCCAUGGAAAUGGUGGCCAGGACCCUGGCCUAUACACUGGCCAGGAUCUAUAUAGGGGCACUUUUGAUAGAGCAUGCAGCCUGGGCCGAGGCUUCCCCUUCUGACGUCUAUGCUUCACAGAGGUGGUGUGACCAAGACCUCUGUCCCCUAGACACGGCUCAGCGAGCUGGCUGCGAUGGGGCCGAUGCCGUCUGCAGAGACCUAGCUCUGGUCUACGAGGCAAGCCCUGCUUCCAGAGGAAAGGAAGGCGCCCAGGCUCCCUGCUAAGAAAAGACUAACCACGGGUCAGGCCCCUCAACAGAAGGGAAACGAAGUUGACCUGCUGUAAACAUACCAUAUGCUCGAGGACCAGCAUGAAUUAAAUGUGCUGAAUUCCUCGUGUUCAGUAAGA
Molecule: messenger RNA, 2073 nt
Organism: Vombatus ursinus (common wombat)
Lineage: Eukaryota; Metazoa; Chordata; Mammalia; Diprotodontia; Vombatidae
Product: acyl-CoA dehydrogenase family member 11-like
Exons: 14
Coding region: 60-1949 (629 amino acids)
Molecular function (GO): oxidoreductase activity, acting on the CH-CH group of donors
Source: RefSeq, a predicted model, not a curated record